GAGUUUGACAAGCAAAUGGAAUCUCAAGUGUACUGGACAGAAACCAUUCACAUGUGAUCAGUGCGGGAAGAGUUUCUGACAACAAGGACACCUUAAGGACCACAUGAACAUCCACACUGGAGAGAAACUGCAUGAAUGUGACCAAUGCAGCAAAACAUUUUUGUUGGCUUCAGGCCUGAAGAGUCACCUGAAAGUUCAUUCAAAGAAGAAACAACAUUCAUGUUCUUUGUGUAAAAAGUUUUUUUUUUUCUGCUUCAAAAUUUAAAAGUUCAUCAGAAAGUACAUAAUGAUGAUAAAGUUCAUAUGUGUUUUGAGUUUGAGAAGACUUUUAUUACAGUUACAGAAUUGAAACGGCACCAGAGGAUCCACACUGGAGAGAAACCUUACAAGUGUUCACACUGCGACAAGAGAUUGACUUGUUCAGGACAUCUGAAAUCACACGAGAGGAUUCACACUGGAGAGAAACCGUAUCACUGCACUGCAUGUGGCAAGAAUUUCACUCAUACAAAUUCUCUAUGCAGUCAUAAAAAAACUCAAAUUAAAUAGGUUACCUUCAGGUCCAUUUCUUAAAGUGCUACACUGCAUCUCUUCCAUAUAAAUCUGUCAUAAGAAUCAUCAUCUAAAUUUGUCAUGACAGUGAAUUAAGUUCUUCUUCAUGACCAGCAGUUUCAUUUGUGAGAUUUGGAUCAAUUCAAAGAUGGAGUUCCUCCUAUCCUGUUUUCACCUCAUUCAUUAUGCAGAUGACUUCUGAUGAUCUGUAAAUUGCCACAUUAAGCUCAUUUUAGAGGUGUGAACAGACUUAAUCACGAUCAGCUAUUCAUUGUGACAUUAUAGAUCUGCUCCUUCUUCAGUGAAGCUCCUCCCACAACAAUCACACCUUCAGUGAAGCUCCUCCCACUGCAGUUCAGCAAUAAAUGCUGGAAUAUUCCCAUCAGUCUACAAGUGAAGACGAGCAUCAGAGCAUCAGGAAGAAGUGAAAUCUGCAGAGACAGAGUUUAUUGAAGGACAGAGAGAACAUGAGAGAUCCAGAACCCUGCAGAAUGAAACACACUGAAGAACAAACAGAUCUGAAAGAGAAGAAACAUGUCAAAACUGGAGAAAAAUCUCUCACCCAGACUGAAAGAGUUUCUUUACUGAAAAGAAGAGACAAGAAAAGGUUCACCUGCACUCAGUGUGGAAAGAGUUUGCCAGACAAACAUAAUCUUAAUGUUCACAUGAGGAUCCACACUGGAGAGAAACCAUUCACAUGUGAUCAGUGCGGGAAGAGUUUCAGACAAUCAGCAACCCUUAAGAGACACAUAAACACCCACACUAGAGAGAAAUUGUAUGAAUGUGAUCAAUGCGGCAAAACAUUUUUGAGGGCUUCAAACCUGACGGAGCACCUGAACAUUCAUACGAAGGAGAAACCACAUUCAUGUUCUUUCUGUGGAAAGAGUUUUUCAUGUCUACAGGGUUUAAAUGUUCAUCAGAAGAUACACACUGGUGUAAGAGAAUAUAUGUGCUUUGAGUGUGAGAAGACUUUUAUUAGAGCUGAUCAUUUGAAACAGCACCAGAUGAUGCACACUGGAGAGAAACCUUACAAGUGUUCACACUGCGACAAGAGAUACAGUCGGUCAGCACAUCUGAAAUCACAUGAGAGGAUUCACACUGAAGAGAAACUGUACAUGUGUUCACAAUGUGACAAGAGAUUCAGUCGGUCAGCACAUCUGAAAUCACAUGAGAGGAUCCACACUGGAGAGAAACCUUACAAGUGUUCACACUGUGACAAGAGAUUCAGUCGGUCAGCACAUCUGAAAUCACAUGAGAGGAUUCACACUGGAGAGAAACCAUAUCACUGCACUGCAUGCGAGAAGAGUUUCACUAAUUUCUCUUCUCUACGAAGUCAUAAAAUACACUAUCACAUUAAGUAGUUCAUCUUCAGGUACAGUGCUUUAAACUGCGACAUUGGAUCCCUUCCAUAUUAAUCUGUCAUAAGAAACAUAAUCUAAAUUUGUCACACAACAUCAAGUUCAUCUUCAAGACCAGCAGUUUCAUCUGUGAGAUUCAGAUCAAUUGAAAAGCCCAAUUCGGACGGUAAUUACUUCUCAAGGGGACAUAAGUUAUUUUCACCAUUUACAGGGGGUAGUCAGUCAUUUUAUUGCCGGCCGAAUCCAGAAUGUCGGUGUUUAUCUCUCACCACCCCUGUAAAAAUUCCUGGUCGAAUUACCUACUGUUUUUUGACAAAUACCAAGGUCGUGUGAUCAUUUAAUUGCUGUCCGAAUUCACAUCUCUGAGUUUACAAGAAGAAAUCAAUUCUCAAAGUUCAAUGUUUAAUACCUUUUUGAGAACUGCCGAACACUGUACGGUAACUGUUGCAUUUCACUGUAAUUUGCAUGCAUAUUAUUUCUGAAAGGCUGGAAAGUAUUUAUAAGAACAAUACUUCAUAACUGCUCCACCACAGCGAGUGGGAGCAGAAAGAGAAUAAAAGCACGUAAACAUUCUAAAUGGGUCUUUAUUAUGGCAGCAGCAGGUAUGCAAUACAAUUUUAAAAUGUGUAUUAUAAACAGUUAUAUACAUAACCAUAUUGCAUAUAAUUAUACUAUAUAAAAC
Molecule: messenger RNA, 2589 nt
Organism: Onychostoma macrolepis
Lineage: Eukaryota; Metazoa; Chordata; Actinopteri; Cypriniformes; Cyprinidae
Product: gastrula zinc finger protein XlCGF7.1-like
Exons: 5
Coding region: 1017-1910 (297 amino acids)
Biological process (GO): regulation of transcription by RNA polymerase II
Cellular component (GO): nucleus
Molecular function (GO): DNA-binding transcription factor activity, RNA polymerase II-specific; RNA polymerase II transcription regulatory region sequence-specific DNA binding
Source: RefSeq, a predicted model, not a curated record